Acanthamoeba castellanii str. Neff is the source of this 684-nucleotide messenger RNA. RefSeq names its product core histone h2a/h2b/h3/h4 superfamily protein. Gene Ontology annotation, molecular function: DNA binding; structural constituent of chromatin; protein heterodimerization activity. Bases 1 to 684 code for a protein of 227 amino acids. The record is from RefSeq and is a predicted model, not a curated record. Gene Ontology annotation, cellular component: nucleosome. The transcript is spliced from 5 exons. NCBI's taxonomy places the organism in Eukaryota, Discosea, Longamoebia, Acanthamoebidae.
AUGGGCGAGAUUGAUGCUGUAGGCGACUGUCGUCUGUUGCUGUUUCGUUGCUCUUCUGCCCAAAGGCCAAUAAAACUGUCAGCAGCCAUCUUAACCACUGCUCCUUGCCGAUUGCUUGUAGUCUUCAAGAUCAGUGCAUCUGACCACAAGCCAGACAACUUCAUGCGCGUCAAGCCCCAUGCAAGAAAGAGCACAGGCGGCAGGAAGCCGCACUGGGUCCCCCACCCAAGAACACCCCAAAUGAGAAAGGGAGACCCCCCGACACCUGCCUCUACGCCGUCAACGCCACAGUCUUCUACUUCAUCACCUUCUUCUUCUUCUUCUUCAUCUUCUUUCUACACAGCUUCAUCUUCUCUGCGCGAAGCAGGAAGGCCCAUUCAAAUGCAGCGGGAAAGGUGCUCCCAGGCAGCACGCAAGUCCCUGUUCGGGCGUCGGCCCAGCUACCGCCACUCGCCCGGCUCGCUCGCCCUGCGCGAAAUCCGAAAGUACCAGAAGAGCACCGACACACUCAUCCCCAAGGCCACGUUCUCGAGGUUGACGCGGCAGCUCACCCUGGAGAUCAAGCCCGGCCACAGGUGGACCAAAACGGCGGUCGACGCCCUCCAGCAGGCCGCCGAGGCCUUUGUGGUCGGGGUGCUUGAGGAGGCCAACUUGGCCGCGGGUGGUAGUGAAUUGGUGGCGUAG